Messenger RNA from Mercenaria mercenaria, 5605 nucleotides. RefSeq names its product kelch-like protein 24. The coding region runs from base 172 to 1911 and encodes 579 amino acids. The record is from RefSeq and is a predicted model, not a curated record. Lineage: Eukaryota; Metazoa; Mollusca; Bivalvia; Venerida; Veneridae. The transcript is spliced from 3 exons. Gene Ontology annotation, molecular function: protein binding.
AAAGCUCAGUCAGUCUUAUCUUAUUGUUGUACGGAUACAGUACGAUACAUGUAGUUUGGACGGGAAAAGUUAGCACUUUCAAGCGCCUACCGACAUGAUUGAAUUUUUAAUGAAAAAAUGGAAAAGGAGUAACAUGGCAGAGUUCAUUUUAUAACCAAGCAGAGAAAAAUCAUGUCUGGUUCUGAAGAGUGGAAAGAAAGCACAGCUAGAUGCCUGCAGAAUGGUAUCUACAAAAGUUACACAGCUGGUCUGUAUACAGAUGUUGAAAUUCAGGUGGAGAAGAAAACUUUUAAAUGUCACAAAGUGAUUUUGUCAGCAUUCUCUGAUUACUUCCAUGCCAUGUUUUCUAGUGGUAUGAAAGAAUGUCAGAACAAUGUUGUCUGCAUUAAAGACAUCAGCUCUGUGAUCUUUGAAAAUGUUCUAUCAUUCGCAUAUUCUGGUGAAGAUUGUGUUACAAUAGACAAUGCUGAGGAUCUGCUUCGAGCAUCGGUACUGUUGCAAAUACAGUGUCUUCAAGAGAGAUGUGAAAGUUUUCUACUGGAGCAGACAACUGCAGAGAACUGUAUAGGAAUCUGGAGACUGGCUCAGAGUCUGAGCUGUGAACAACUUAAAGAAACGUCAUGGGAGUUUAUACUCAAAGAAUUUGAAAUAAUUUCGCAACUUGAUGAAUUUCUAGCACUAGAAAAAGAAGAACUUAUUUCAAUUAUAUCAAAUGACAGUCUGACUGUGUCAAAUGAAGAGAAUGUGUGUGAUGCAGUAUUUCGCUGGCUUGAGAAAGACGAGGAAAGGAUCUCCUACCUGGCCGACGUGUUUGAUCAACUACGGCUUCAGCAAGUUAGCCUGCAGUACCUGCUGGAGAAGGUAGACUUUAACCCGGCUGUGAGAAACAACUCUACCUGUACUGGUCUUGUAAAACAAGCUUUAGAUUACCAUCUCUAUCCUGAAAGAAGAGAGCUUUAUAAUAUACCACUAAGAUCUGGAACAAAAAUGGAGGUUAUUGUACUGAUUGGGAAAACUCCACAGGGUCGUGAGCAGAAACUGAUAGAGGUGUACUGCUACAGUCCAACUGAGCGAAAGUGGUACACGAUGCCCACAUUGCCAAGCAACAUAGGUCGUUACUUUUCAUGUUGUGUCUAUGGCGACUACAUCUACGUCUCUGGUGGAACUGAGAGACCUAUUGCCUGUCUGAAGCUGCAUAUCGGGCGACGUGACUGGAUCCACUGUAGAUCAAUGAACUUUGGGCGCCUACGACAUGCAAUGGUUGCCGAAAGAAAUGCAGUGUAUGUCGUUGGAGGUUUCGAUCCAAUCACUGACGUUACAUACCACAGUAUAGAGAAGUAUGACAUAGCACAAGAAACCUGGAAGGAGGUUGGUGAACUUACCUGUGCUGUCGAUGCCCUGUCAGCAGCUGCCUAUAAAGGCAAGAUUUUUGUGUUUGGAGGUUGGUUAAAGGACUGUGAUCACGCUGCAUGUGUACAAUGUUUCGACACAACAACAAAUGAAUGUACAAUCAUUGACUGCCUCCCUGAGCCAGCUAAAUUCUCCCGCUGUGUUCAGGAUAUAGAUGGAAAUGUAUUUAUUAUGUACCCAACUGGCGAGGUCAUCAGAUAUAACACGGAUACAAAAGAAGUCGAGAGGUAUGCAAAAAUAUCAGGAUUCAAACGUUACAACUUCGGACUAACUCUCUUUCACAAUAAACUGUUUGCAUUUGGCGGGGAGAGUGAUGACCCUACAGUGGAGGAAGGGACUGAACUCUGUAGAAAUUUGUUUGAGCUUGAUUUGACAUCAAGAACAUCAAAGAUGUACUCAGAUCUGAUGCCAAACCCUUUUGAGUCCUAUGGGUCUGUUAGAGUUGUAGUCAACAGAGAUUUUCUGAUAGCAUACAAAAAAGACAAUGGACCAAAACAGUAAUCAAGUUAAACAGGUGUUAAUGUUCCAUAUAACAUGAACAUUAUAAUGUAAUCCAUUUGUGCCGCUUGUGACAAGUGUUCAUUUGUAGCUAAAUAGAAUUCUGUUUAAAAAAAUCACAUAUCAGGAUACCACAAAAAAAAAAUACACCACAUUUACUCGCUUUAAUACAAGAUGACGUUAUAAAAGAGUGUGCAAAAUAAUGCUGAUUUUUAAGUAAAUAAAGGGACUGCUAUAAAAAUUUUUAUCCGUUAUUCUAAUAUAUAUGCCUGUUUCUAUUAAAACAUGCUUACACUUAAAUGAUGUCACAUUAACAUGCGUUGACACCAAUGUCUUUGUUGCGACCAAGAAAGAACGCUACUAUAUUUUUGCUUAUGUUUUAGAUAAAGGGCAUAUUAGAAUCGAGAUCAUGUAAAGAAAAAUUGUGUUUUACUUAAAUUAAUACACUCAAAAUCGGGUAUAUGGAUUUGCAGGCUGAUCAUGAUCUACACUGGUUUCAAAAGGCAGAAUCAGUUGUGUUCAGCAUGUUAAGGGUUGAGAAUUUGCAAUCAUAAAAUAUUAGAUUUUGUUUUGAUUUUAGAACAUGAUGCAGAUUGACAUAAAUGUUUUCAAUGUGGCAUUUUUCGCAAAAGUAAAACCACCGUGAAUAUUUCUUUUUUAUCUAUAGUAAAUUUCAUUAGGUAUUUAAUUUUGAUGUUUUUUCCCACUUUAUAUUGUUGGAUACAAUAUAUUUAAAUUCACAUGUGGUGUAUCAGUUUCAUUCGAGCCGCGCCAUGAGAAAACCAACAUAGUGCGAUUGCGACCAGCAUGGAUCCAGAUCAGCCUGCACAUCCGUGCAGUCUGGUCAGGAGGUCAGGAUCCAUGCUGUUCGCUUUCAAAGCCUUUUGCAUUAGAGAAACUGUUAGCGAACAGCAUGGAUCCUGACCAGACUGCGCGGAUGUGCAGGCUGGUCUGGAUCCAUGCUGGUUGCAAAUGCACUAUGUUGGUUUUCUUAUGGUGUGGCUCAUUUCAAUUUUGUGUUGCACUUAGAAUAUGUCACAUUGGAAUGAAACAUAAUUAUUUCAUUUCUGAAAGUAAGUAGUUAAUUAUGAUCAUCAGGAAUAGGAUUAUGUUCUUUCAAAUGAGUGAAAAACUGGGUAGUAUGUUCCCAAAUAAAUUCCUCAGGGGCAUUGCAUUUUGCAAAAGGAUUGAGAGUAGGGGGAUGGGAGCAUUUCAUUAGGGACAAACCACCUACAAAAAAGUGUGAAUAUAACUUUAAGUUAAACUUUCAAUGAAUAAAUUUUAACAGUUGUUACCGAUUUUACGAUUAAUUAUAUUAUGGUAUUACCAAAAAAAUGUUAAGGGGUGGGGCUGUUGGGUCCUUUAUGAGGGAGAGUAAGCCAGUUUGAGGUAUCGUAAAUAUUUGAAAAGUGGUGUAUGAUUUUUAUGUAUAUAAAAGUCUGUAUAACAGAUAUGUUGUUUUUUGUACUACAAUAUAUUCAGGUUUGUGUUGUUUUUUGUUAUGUUACACAUUUUGCUAUUGACUUUUUUAUAGAUAUUUAUUUUACUGUAGACUGGUUAGAGUUAUACUGACCACACAGGUUUCAAAUUUUUGCCAUUUUACUUUAUAAACAGAUAUAGCUGCAGAAGAUAAUUCUUUAAAGAUGUCACAUGACAAUCUUACGGUAGUUAUUUUACACUUGCUGGUAAAAUACAAAACUGCUUGACAUCGGUAAACUCUUACUUUGGUCCAUGACUACAUUCAUAUGAUGUUUAAAGUAAAACAUUGAUUGCUGGAAGUCGCAAGGGGAUGAGCAAAACAUAUGAGUUAUCGAGGGUUUGGAGUGACUUGGACAGAAAAUAUAACAAAAACGGCUUGGAACCAUAGGAAUUGCAGCGCUUGUGCUUGUGCUUGAGCCAUUGAUGCUUAAAUGAGUGGUCAUUCAUGUAUAUAAGCAAACUUUUUCUAAGGAGUCUUUAUUUAUACACUUAACAAAUCUUUUUAAGUUGUUUUAAUUAUGCAUAAUAGGGCCCAUUAAAUGUUCACAUUUAGCCAUGAAAUGUCAUGCACUUGACAGAUCUUUUAAUGCAGAAUUUAGUUUUUUGCCUAUAUCUUUUUUCUUAAGUAUUAAAAUAAUGCAGUCACAUAAUUUUUAGUUAAAUACUUUACCAGAUUUUGAAAAAGUCACAGAAUACAAAUUCAUGAAUAAAUUGCAUUUUUAUGGUAAAUUGGAGUGAUCUCAGACAUGACAUGGAAGAUAAUGAUUCAAACUGAGACACUGUUAACGUCAGAAUACUUUGAGAGUUGGGUAUUUCAUUCAAAGACACUUGAAAGUAUCAGUUAAAUGUGCGCCUGUGUACUAUUAUGUUUUACAUGUAUUCAGGAUGGGAUUUCACUUCUUUUGUUAUUUUCCAUCAGAGAUACUUUUUAAACUUUGUACAUCACGCUAUGAAAAUAAAAAGAUAUUUACAAUAGUAAAGGAAUAUGUAUGAGAAUAGCUUUAAAUGAGUGAAUUUUUAUUAAAUGGACAUAAAGGUGUAGAUACUUUUCUCAGGAAAAUAUGCCAAUAUGCUCACAAUAAUCAUUUCUUUCCAGCCUUGACAAAACAAAUGAUGGGGGUUUGUUCUUGUGGUAAUUUCAAGGUUACUUGUUUAAAAGAUAUAAUACAUGUACAUUCAGUUUGAUGUAUUUUUGUGACUUUUGAAAAAAAUAGGUGUGGAUGUAAAUUGAGUAAAAUUACAAGAUGAUUUAAAUUCUUCAGUGGAAAUUUCUUGUCACAUUAGCAGUCUAAUAUUGUUUAAAAGUACACCAAAUUUCAGAAAUGUGAUUCAAAAUGUAAUGUUAUCAAGAUAUUUACAAAAAGCUAAGUGUUGCAUAUAAAAAUUUUCUUUUGUUUGGUUUGAUUUAACAUGACAUUUACACAAUUAUAGAUCAUUUGAUGGUGUAUGCCUUUUUCAGCAUUAUUCCAUUGUGGGUUGGCAGAUGUGUAGAGCUACUUACCUCCCCUAAACAAACUAGAUAUCUUUUUCACAUGAAAUAAUUUAUGCCCGCAGUAAGUUUGCAACCUGCAGUGGUGAGGGGCAAGUGAUUUGAAGUCAGCAACCUUAACUUCUGGGUCCGAGCAGCCCCUAAGAAGAUUUGUUAAGUGUAGAUCAGAAUAAUAUAAUAAUUAUUCUUGUUCUGUCAGGACUUAAAAUUGUUAACCUAUAGACAUGUUAACAGUAUUUUUUAGUUUUUUAUGUAAUCACUUGCAUGCUGUUUCACUGACAAAACAUUGAAGUGUCGGUUGUUAAAUGUCUUUUUUGACAUGUGGUGACAUUCAUUUUCUGUGGCUGGUUUACAUAAUAUCUGUUUACAUCACUUGGGACUCUAUUUAGUAAUAAGCUGAUUGGAGAAAAACAUUUUCCAAAACUGUUUGUUAAAUAUUAAUUUACCAAAAUAUGGAAAAAGAUAAUUCCUGAAGUUCUUGUGUUGAUUUGGUAGUAAAAAUUUGUUACUGUAGCCAUCUGUAAUGAUAUAUUAGUUAAAAUACCAUGUUUGAAUAACUUUUAAGUAUUUAAAAGUAGUUUAUGUUUAUUUCUUUAUAAUUAAGUGAUAUAAAUUAUUUUUCAAGAGUUAAAAGAUGUGUUAUAUUUAUACCUUAAAGUAAUACUGGUAGUAAAAGUUGUGUACUCUAGGGUGUUUCGUAUAUGAAAAAUAAAUCAUUUUUACACAAUA